CAAAUCGAGUAAAAUAACAUUGACAGACUAUAAAAAUAAAACAGAAGAAAACAAAAGUAGAUAAUGAAAGUAAAUGGACGUCAAGAGAAUUGCCACUUGGUGAAUCCAGGUGUCAACAAAGCAAUAUAGCUGAAGAGUGAUAAUGGAAGCAGGCCUGCUCACAACUAUGGCACGGAACCUCCUCCUUCAAUCUCAGAUCAAAUACUUAUGCUCAUCCCAUCCAAAGUCAAACAUCACGUUCCUGAAACAAUCCUCCAAGCGAUGGCAGCACACAAGAGCAGAACCCCGAGAAUCGAAAGGUGUGAUGAAGGCCUGGCAGAUCAGGCGGUAUGGUGGAAAUGAAGAAUUAACGUGGUCGGAAUCAGUGAGGGUCCCUCGAAUCCUCCACCCAGACGAUAUCCUUGUCUCUGUGAAUGCUGCCAGUCUGAACAUGCUGGACAUCAGAAUGAGAGAGGGUUAUGGUCGAGCAAUGUUAAACGCUGUAAGGAACAAAGAACGGCUCCAUGCUCCUCAGUCUGAGUUUCCUCUGAUCCUUGGAAGGGACUUUUCUGGAACUAUACUCAAAACAGGAAUGAAAGUAAAACGAUUCAAAUCUGGCGACAAGAUUUGGGGCACAGUAUCCCCAUUCAGGCAGGGGUCACAUGCUGAAUUAACAGUUACAUCAGAGUCACAUAUUUCAAAGAUUCCCACCAAUCUCACUGAUGUUGAGGCUGCCUCUUUGCCAUAUGUGGUUUCCACGGUGAUGACAGCCCUGUGUGAUGUUGGGGAAUUAAAAGAGAACAACACAGCUAGUAAAAGAGUGCUGAUAUAUGGUGGGUCUGGAGGAAUUGGGACUUUUGCCAUUCAGCUGAUGAAGGCUUGGGGGGCCAUAGUAACAACGACUUGUUCCACUGAUGCCGUUACCAUGGUUUCCUCCCUUGGAGCUGAUCAUGUGAUUGACUACAAAACACAGAACGUCCAGCAGGAGUUGAUGAACAUGAAAGGGUAUGACCUCAUUCUAGAUAUCCAUGGAGGAGUAGAUUUUUCAUUUGACCUACUUAAGAAGUGGAACAACUCCAAGUUUGUGACAAUAAAGACACCAUUUUUACAGAAUGCGGAUGAUUAUGGGAUUGUGCCUGGUCUACUGCGAUCAGGUGCCAGUCUGACAGCCAAUGUAUUACAGGGAUUUAAAGAUGGUCGGAGUUACAGAUGGGCCAUGUUCAAGCCAAGCAGUAACCAUCUGUUAACAGUAAAGAAGAUGAUAGAGAGAGAUGAGAUUAGACCUGUCCUAGACAGUGAGUUUUCUUUCAAGGAAGCAGACAAAGCUUACAAUAAGAUAGAGGAGGGUCACGCUAGAGGGAAGAUUGUUCUCAACAUGCAGAGGGAAGAUCAUCCCUAAAGUGCAAAGUGAAGAUCAUCC
Magallana angulata is the source of this 1399-nucleotide messenger RNA. RefSeq names its product reticulon-4-interacting protein 1 homolog, mitochondrial-like. The record is from RefSeq and is a predicted model, not a curated record. The transcript is spliced from 10 exons. Gene Ontology annotation, cellular component: mitochondrion. Lineage: Eukaryota; Metazoa; Mollusca; Bivalvia; Ostreida; Ostreidae. The coding region runs from base 143 to 1378 and encodes 411 amino acids. Gene Ontology annotation, molecular function: oxidoreductase activity; zinc ion binding.